Messenger RNA from Bipolaris victoriae FI3, 1407 nucleotides. RefSeq lists its product as hypothetical. Gene Ontology annotation, biological process: transmembrane transport. Lineage: Eukaryota; Fungi; Ascomycota; Dothideomycetes; Pleosporales; Pleosporaceae. Gene Ontology annotation, molecular function: transmembrane transporter activity. The record is from RefSeq and is a predicted model, not a curated record. The transcript has 3 exons. Gene Ontology annotation, cellular component: fungal-type vacuole membrane. The coding region runs from base 1 to 1407 and encodes 468 amino acids.
AUGGCAUCAACACAUCCUGUAAUCCCUUCUGAUGAGAAACCAAACCUGCCCCCCGCCUCUUCAUCCUCUUCUUCAAACACAGCGCAGGAUGUCCUUGAUCCUUCAGCGAAAGAGCAAUCGCCUGGCAGCGGUGUAACCACACCCGAUCAGAAUGGAGCGGCACUGGAGGCUGCCCAGCCAGAGCAGCCUGCCACGAAUGCCGUCUCUCCGCCACCCAACGGCGGUACUUUGGCUUGGUUGCAGGUCUUUGGAGCCUUCUUCCUCACAUUCAAUUCAUGGGGUGUCACCAACACAUUUGGAUCAUACCAGGCAUAUUACGAAACGACUCUACUCCGGAGUUCUACUUCAUCCACCAUCGCCUGGAUUGGAUCUGUGCAGGCCUACCUUAUGCUGGUAACAGGCACCCUAGCCGGCCCCAUCUACGAUGCCGGAUACCUCCGCGCACUCUUGCUCGUCGGAUCCUUCAUGAUUGUCUUCGGCCACAUGAUGCUGUCGCUUUGCCAUGAGUACUGGCAAGUCCUACUAGCUCAAUCCUUCUGUGUUGGUAUCGGCGCAGGUCUGAUUUACGUUCCGAGUGUCGCUAUCCUUUCCACCUAUUUCUCAACCAGGAUCGGGGCUGCCAUCGGCAUUGCGGCUUCAGGGUCGUCACUGGGAGGCGUAAUCUACCCAAUCGUCUUGCAUAAGCUCCUCCCACAGAUCGGAUUUGGAUGGGCUACCCGCGUGCUUGGCUUCAUGAUGCUAGGAACGCUGGUUGUCCCCAACCUUAUCAUGCGCGUCCGUGUGCUUCCCCCUCAAACACGGACUCUAUUCGAUUUCAAGGCGUUUUUGAUCCCCGCAUACUCCCUUAUAACCUUGGGCUUCUUAUUGGGGUUUUCGGGACUCAAUGUACCCCUAGUCUUUGCUCAAAUAUUUGCAAUAACGGAAAAGAUCACGAAUGAGAAUCUGGGGUUUUAUCUCAUCGCCAUUCUGAACAGCACGUCGCUCUUUGGCCGUGUUCUGCCAAAUCUCCUUUCGGAUAAGAUUGGCCCGUUCAACGUCAUGAUACCAUGCAUACUCAUGUCCGGGAUUCUCUGCAUACUAUUCUUGACUGUCACAGCCCCAGCCGGCAUUAUCGUCCUCAUGGCGUUCUACGGUUUCUUUUCCGGAACCUUUGUCUCAUUGCCUUCGACGGUUAUCAUCUACAUAAGCGGCAAUGCUAAACACAAGAUCGGUACACGCCUGGGCCAGGCUUUCUUUUUCUGUGCAAUUGGUAUACUGAUUGGUACACCUAUUGGCGGCACAAUUCAGAAGCACAACGGCUACGAUGAUCUGUGGAUCUUUGGAAGUUGCCUAUUAUUUGCAUGCGCGGCGCUCGUGCUUGUAGCGAAGUUCACUUGGGAGGGAUUCUCACUAAAGAAGACAAACUAA